Molecule: messenger RNA, 1428 nt
Organism: Auanema sp. JU1783
Lineage: Eukaryota; Metazoa; Nematoda; Chromadorea; Rhabditida; Rhabditidae
Source: the annotation of a GenBank genome assembly
AUGAUCAUUCGGAUAGUUCUUGCCUUGAGCUUAAUGGCUCUUGCCAUUGCUCAAUAUCAACCCCAAGGGAACUCAAACGGACGAAGUAACAAUCAAUACGGAUCAAUGAAUCAGCAGUAUCAGCAACCACAAAUGAAUAAUAAUAAUAAUAAUAACAACAAUAAUUAUAAUAACAAUAAUUAUAAUGGAAGAGCGGAUCAGCAACAGCAACAGCAACAACAGCAUCAACAAGUUCAACAACAGCAACUCAAUUAUAACAGUAACCAACGAUCCGUUUUGAACCAAGUCCUAACUCCUUAUAAUCAAACCUCCAAAUUGGAUAAUAGUAAUUCAGGAGUUACAAUUCAAUUUCAACUUCGGUCUUACAAUGAUCCUAACUCAGCUCUGCCUAAUGGAGCAACUUGCGUUUGUCCAUCCGGAUUCAAAUGCUCAUAUCUGAACGUGGAUCCAUUUUGUAACUUUGGUUUCUCAUUCAUCGUUAGUUCUCCAGAUGCAUCUGUGAGAUACAUUUCAACUGGAUUCUUUACUCUAGUAAACGGUCAAUUACCUCCAGCCAAUGGUAUUCUUAAUGGAAACCGAUGGGAUGAGAACUACGUUCUUCAGCUUCCCUCCAAGCCUUCAGCAAUCGACGUGAUGGUUCAUCAUUUGGGUGCUGUGAUAAAUCAAGCUGAUGGAACUCCAAUUCAUAUUGAUACAGUAACACAUGUAGAUGCUUUUGUUGUUCCUCUGAACAAUGUCUUACCUGCUGUUAAUGGUGGAGUGCAGAGUAUGAACCAACAAUCAAACUAUGAUGGAAAACUCUUGGGCACAAAAUUGGGUUUGUCUUUCUCAAUUGCUUGCACCGGAAGUCUUAUUGGACCUAACUGUGAUAUGAGUUGUCAAACUUCUCACAUCAACUCGAACGUUGCUGCUUGUCGAUCGAACACUACAUCAUUCUACAGUGUUUGUACCUACAGCGGAAACGGACAGGUUGACAACUGCAAGCCUUGUCCAUGGGGAAUCAGAGAAAACACCUACUGCCAAACAGAAGAUGGUAAUGUGCUGGAUCCCAAGCAUGCUGGAGUGGUUGAUACAUCGUUCAAAACUGCCACCAUCAUUCUGGGAGUUAUCUGCGGAAUUCUUUUGAUUCUCUUCAUCCUGGCCUUGCUCCUUGCCUGUAUUUUAAGACGACGUCAGCCGGAAGACAAAGAAAUGUACACAGCAAGUUCGCAACCAUUAAUCAAAGCCGGAUAUCCAAUAGGAAAUGAUAUGCCGACAGCUCAACCAAGAUCACAACCACCUAGCUUGGAUACAAGACCAAUGAAAUCAGCACUACGUCGUCCGAUGGUUCCUACUCAACAGCAGCAGAAUUCUACAUUAAAUGAUACUCGGGAUACAAGUUUCAGUAAUGAAGUACCAAUGAGGCCAAGUAGAAGUCAAGUUGUCUAA